UCGGCUGCACUGACUUUAACGAAAUAUUCAGUUCCAAAUUCAUUUUGUUUGCGGGCAGUCGAAACAUUUAAAAUGGGCGGAAUAAAAUUUAACGGAGUUUUAUUACUGAUGGUCCUUCAAAUAUUCUUGGUGGCUACAACAACUGUAGAUGAAACGUAUGAAUCAGACCAAAGAACUGUAGAACCUUUGCUCGAUAUUAUUAGACAGGUCAGAAAUAAAUUAGAACAAAGUGAAACUAAGGAAAAGCAGAUAAGUGAAUUAAAUUCUGAUCUUAUGGAAAAGUAUCAUGAAAUUGUAAGAAUUCAUGAAACAUUCAUGAAGGAGGCAGCUCUAUUAACUGAGUAUAAAAACAAAGUAAUCAAAGGGGAAAACGAUUUGCAAUUGUGUCAAAAUAAAGUUGACAAAUCUGAAUCUAAAAUUAUUUCACAACAAAAUAUUAUUCUUAAAUUAAAAGAACAACUAACAGAUAAAUCCACAUACUUAGAAAAUUGUCAAAUUCAAAUAAAAUCUUUUAAUUCUAGUUUAAUUGAAAAAGAUGAAUAUAUUAAAAAUAAAACAGAACAUCAGAGAACACUUGAAUUAGAAUUAGAGAAGAGUAAAUCUAUAUUAAUAAAUCAUGAAAAUGAUAUUCAGUUAUGUCGUUCAGAAAUCAACAAAUUAAAUAGCACAUCAAAGAACAUUAGAGAAGAACAGAAAGAGAUUCAAUUGAAGUUAACAGAAUGUGAAACUAAGCUAAGUCAAUCUGAACUUGAUAAAUUAAAUUCCACAACAUGCAUCCCUUUCGGAGAAUAUCCAGGAGUUAAUCAACUCAAUGUCUCUGGCAUAGGUUUAUUCAAUGUUUUGUGCGAUAGUCAGUUAGCUGGACCUGGAUGGAUUGUAAUACAACAACGAGUUAGGGGAGAUGAGAAUUUCAAUAGGGAUUGGGCAACGUAUCGCAAAGGUUUCGGUUCUUUUGAAAGUGAUUUCUUUCUUGGUCUAGAGAAAAUACAUCGUAUCACGAGCUUGCAGCGUUUUGAACUUUACAUACAUUUGGUUGAUGAGAAUGGAAGAACGUACUACGCUCGCUAUGACGACUUCAAAAUAUCUGAUGAAGAUAAUGGAUAUGCACUGAGUUUGGGUGAAUUCAGUGGAACUCGUAUUUUUGAUGACAUUAGAAAGUCUGAAAACAUGAAAUUCUCAACAUUCGAUCACGACAACGACAAAAAUGAUUAUGAUAAUUGCGCAGACUUGUAUGAAAGUGGCUGGUGGUACAAUUAUUGUACUCGUGGUUAUUUAAAUGCACCAUAUGGGCCAGAUCUACUUUGGUUUGACUAUAAGUUCAUUUUACUUAAGGAAGUUAAGAUGCUAAUUCGCCCCAAAAAAAGCGAUGAAGAAGUGAUAAACUGAAAAGCUGAAAUUCCCAUAUUUGACUCAAUUAUGUAUUUAUUUAUAUAUAAUUGGUGCAU
Drosophila nasuta is the source of this 1445-nucleotide messenger RNA. Its product is annotated as fibrinogen-like protein 1. The transcript has 3 exons. NCBI's taxonomy places the organism in Eukaryota, Metazoa, Arthropoda, Insecta, Diptera, Drosophilidae. The record is from RefSeq and is a predicted model, not a curated record. The coding region runs from base 73 to 1386 and encodes 437 amino acids.